Juglans regia (Persian walnut) is the source of this 3433-nucleotide messenger RNA. RefSeq names its product probable LRR receptor-like serine/threonine-protein kinase At3g47570. Lineage: Eukaryota; Viridiplantae; Streptophyta; Magnoliopsida; Fagales; Juglandaceae. Gene Ontology annotation, molecular function: protein binding; ATP binding; protein kinase activity. Bases 29 to 3340 code for a protein of 1103 amino acids. Gene Ontology annotation, biological process: protein phosphorylation. The transcript is spliced from 3 exons. The record is from RefSeq and is a predicted model, not a curated record.
UCGAGUACCUCAAUCCACUUACAAAGUCAUGGCCAACCCGCGAGCAGCUUAUUCCCUCAUCCUCCACUUUAGUACGUUGUUUUUGGUACAGUCUUGCAUGUUUAACGUCUUUGCUAAUGCUACAAUUCUCAACAUUAGCACAGAUCAAUCUGCUCUUCUUGCUUUGAAAGAUCAUGUUUCUUAUGAUCCGCAUCAUGUUUUUACAAACAACUGGUCCACCUCUACUUCUGUUUGCAAUUGGGUCGGUGUCACUUGUGGUUCUAAACAUCUCCGAGUCAAAGCUUUAAACCUUUCCUACAUGGGCCUUGUUGGUACCAUUCCCCCGCACAUCGGGAACCUUUCGUUCCUUGUUAGCCUAAGCAUAAGCAACAACAGUUUUCAUGGCUCAUUGCCAACUGAGUUGUCGCGUCUUUAUCGGUUGGAAUCCUUAAACUUUCGAUACAAUGAAUUGGGUGGAGAAAUUCCAUCUUGGAUUGGGUUGCUAACAAAACUUCAAUUUUUGGAUCUAUCUCGUAACAAAUUCGGAGGUACGAUUCCACCAUCUCUAUCUAACAUAACUUCGUUGCAAGAAUUUUCACUUGCAUAUAACCAACUUUCAGGAUCCAUACCUUCCUCUAUAUUCAACAUAUUUGGCUUGCAGAAAAUUAUUCUCAGCGGAAACAAACUUACGGGUCCGAUGCCAUCCAUCUUGGUCAACAUGUCUUCGUUGCAAUACAUUUAUCUAACCGAUAACAUGUUGGUUGCUACACUACCAAUGUACCUCUUUGAUCAUCUUCCUAACUUACAAGUUAUCUCUUUGAGUAGGAAUCAUUUUCAUGGUCAACUUCCGUCCACUUUGUACAAGUGUAAACAGUUACAAGCUUUAUCCCUUUCCGUGAAUAAUUUCAAUGGAAGGAUAUCUCCGGAAAUAGGGAAUUUAUCCAGGCUUACAACGUUAUAUCUUAGCCAGAACAACUUUGAAGGUCCAUUACCAAGUGAAAUUGGUAAUCUCCAGAAUCUCGAGUUUUUUACCACCUCAGAAAAUGGUUUUGUUGGCCCAAUUCCACUCGAGAUCUUCAAUAUCUCAAUGAUACAAACUAUUUCAAUGGGGUUUAACAAAUUUUCAGGCCAUCUUCCAUCAGAUAUGGGCCUCUUCCUUCCAAAGCUCAAAAUACUCGGUCUUCCAGAAACUAAAUUGAGCGGAAGAAUUCCCAAUUCCAUCUCCAAUGCUUCACAACUCACUCGCCUAGACUUGAGUCGUAACUCAUUGUCGGGCAUAAUUCCCGAAGCAAUUGGUAAUUUAAGGUUCCUCGAGUGGCUCAACCUGGAAUUUAAUAAUUUGACCAUGGGAAGUCAAGAAUUGAGUCUUUUGAUCCUUUACUUAGCGAAUUGCAAAAAUCUUAGACAAAUAUCUUUUUCAUCAAAUCCGCUUUAUAGCUUCCUUCCCAAUUCUGUUGGUAACCUUUCUCUCUCUCUUCAAGGAGUUUACCUAUCUUAUUGCCAUAUUAAGGGAAGCAUUCCGGCAGAGCUUGGGAAUCUAAGUAGUUUGAUUACUUUGGAACUAUCCAACAACGAAUUGAAAGGACCUAUUCCAACUACAUUAGGAAGAUUGCGCAUGUUACAAGCUUUGUCCCUUGGAGCUAAUAAACUAGAGGGUCAUAUCCCGUCUGAUCUUUCUCAUCUAAAGAGCUUGUAUGUCUUGUCUCUAGAUAGCAAUAAGCUUUAUGGACAUAUUCCAACAUGCAUAAGCAAUCUAACUUCCCUAAGAUCUCUCUACUUAGGUUUCAACCAAUUAACUUCCACAAUUCCUUUGAGCUUUUGGAGCCUUACAAAUCUCUUGGUGGUUGACCUGUCAUCUAAUUCAUUAACUGGCAUUCUUCCACUAGAGAUUGGAGAUAUGAAAGUCCUAAGGAUAUUGAAUCUAUCAAGAAAUCAACUAUCAGGGAAUAUCCCAAUAACAAUUGGUGGCCUCAUAUCCCUAACUAAUCUCUCUUUAGCAGUCAACCAACUAGAAGGUUCAAUUCCAGAGUCUUUUGGUGCACUCUUAAGCUUGGAGACCUUAGAUCUUUCCUGCAACAAUUUCUCUGGAAGAAUUCCCAACUCCUUUGAAGCACUUUUGCACCUAAAGUAUCUAAAUGUCUCUUUCAAUAAUCUACGAGGGAAAAUUCCUACGGGAGGUCCAUUUGUACACUUCUGGUCUGCUUUGUUUAUCUCAAAUGAUGCGCUUUGUGGUGCUCCUCGAUUACAAGUUCCUCCAUGCGACGAAGGUUCUCCUCGCAAAAAAAAGGCCAUAGCAUCGUAUCUACUAAAGUAUUUAUUACCAGCAAUUGGAUUAGCGAUGCUUGUAGUGGUUUCUUCAUUAGCUUAUAAAUUAUGUAAAAGAGAGAAUCCUGAGUUUCCACAGCAGACAGAUUCAUACAAUUUACCUACAUGGAGAAGAAUUUCUCACCAAGAACUUGUGCUAGCAACAGAAAGAUCUAGUUUAAACAACUUACUUGGUGAAGGGAGUCUUGGAUCAGUAUACAAGGGAACACUUUCAGAUGGGAUGAAUAUUGCUGUAAAAGUUAUAAACUUGCGAGUAGAAGGGGCACUUAGGUGUUUUGAUGCAGAGUGCGAGAUAUUACGAAAUGCUCGUCAUCGCAAUUUGGUCAAAAUAAUUAGCGUUUGUAGCAACAUCGACUUCAAGGCCCUUGUAUUGGAAUACAUGCCAAAUGAGAACUUAGAGAAGUGGUUAUACUCUCCUGAUCGUUGUUUGAAUUUCUUACAAAGGCUGAAGAUAAUGAUUGAUGUCGCAUCAGCAUUGGAAUACCUUCAUUAUGGUUACUCAGCAGUUAUUGUUCAUUGUGACUUGAAGCCAAGCAAUGUCUUAUUAGAUGUGGAUAUGGUUGCACAUGUUGCUGAUUUUGGCAUCGCCAAACUCUUAGGUGAUGAGGAUUCUAUGAUGCAGACCAUGACUCUUGCUACUUUCGGGUAUAUGGCACCAGAGUAUGGAUUAGGAGGAUUUGUUUCUACAAGAGGAGAUGUGUAUAGUUAUGGCAUUCUACUCAUUGAGACUUUUACAAGAAAAAAACCUACAGAUGACAUGUUUGCAGGAGAAAUGAGCUUGAAGCAUUGGGUAAAGGAAGCAUUGCCCAUUUCAACGAUGGAUAUUGUUGAUGCCAGUUUGUUGGGAAAUGAAAGAUAUUCUAUUGCCUUGGAGGAGUGCAUAUCUUCAAUUAUGGGAUUGGCUUUAGAUUGUUGUGCAGAGUUGCCUGAACAAAGAACUAACAUGAAAAUUGUUUUAGCCACGCUGAAGAAGAUCAAAACAAAGUCUUUAAGAGAUAUUGUUGAAGGCACUGACAUCAACCUUGUGUUUGUUUAAAUGUUUUCAUUAUGUCUUUUUUAAUGAUAAAACAGUAUUGAGAUUGCGAAGAAGAGACAUGAACUUGUACUGUUGAACUUACUGUUUAUGGUA